CGCAAUGCAAAUGUCGUUUUACCAGUACAAUGAUCGGGCGUUUGAACGACUCGUGUUAUACGGCGCGCGCCAGUGUGUAACGCAAACAGCAGCUGCUCGUGGUCUGAAUGCACGCGCUGCUUCACAGAUGCAAGGACCCCUCACCGCUGUCCCACGAUGAUGAAUUGAGGAUGGUGGAAGGAACGGAUGCCCCUCUGAGGAACAUUUCUACCGCAAACCGGGACAGCGAGUAUCUCUUUCCCUGGGUGGUGACUUUACUCUCCUGUGUUCUCAUCACUACCAUCAUAGUAGACGUACUGGGCAACCUGUUGGUCAUUGUGUCUGUCUUCAGAAACCGAAAACUCAGGAAGGCAGGCAAUGCCUUUGUGGUGAGUUUGGCGAUAGCAGAUCUGGUAGUGGCCAUCUACCCGUACCCACUGGUCUUAACUGCAAUCUUCCAUGACCGCUGGAUCGCCGGUGAUAUUCACUGUCAAAUCAGUGGCUUCCUAAUGGGUCUCAGUGUCAUCGGCUCCAUUUUCAACAUCACAGGUAUUGCCAUCAACCGCUACUGUUACAUCUGCCACAGCCUUAAAUACGACAAGCUCUUCUCCAACAAAAACACAGUAUUUUACGUCAUCUUGGUCUGGAUGCUGACCAUCCUGGCAAUCGUCCCGAACUGGUUCGUGGAGUCCCUGCAGUACGACCCACGGGUCUAUUCUUGCACCUUCGCCCAAUCUGUGAGCUCGCUCUACACCAUCACAGUGGUGGUGGUCCACUUUAUUCUGCCCAUCAGUAUCGUCACAUACUGCUACCUGCGCAUCUGGAUCCUUGUCAUACAGGUGCGCAAACGGGUCAAGCCAGACAGCCGGACCAAGAUCAAGCCUCAUGAUGUCCGAAACUUUCUCACCAUGUUUGUGGUGUUUGUGCUGUUUGCCGUCUGCUGGGCUCCUCUGAACUUCAUAGGCUUGGCGGUGGCAAUCCACCCCAGACUGGGCCAGUCGAUACCAGAGUGGCUCUUUACAGCCAGUUAUUUCAUGGCGUACUUCAACAGCUGCCUAAAUGGUGUUGUAUAUGGAGUGUUAAACAAUAACUUUCGAAAAGAGUAUAAACGGAUUGUACUUGCUAUUUUCAAGUUUCAUUGUUAGAAGUUUUUACGAAGAGACAACCACUGUGUCUUUCAUAAAUUCUUUGUUUCAUUAUCAUUGAGUUAUGGCGUGAGGUGUAACAGUGCAUGUAUUGUCAUGUUGUUCUUUUUAUUGUUUGAAUUUUGUAAUACCAAAAAUAGUACAUACAUGUAUGUACUGUAUUUUAAGUCACUGUCGCUGUA
This is a messenger RNA of Triplophysa rosa, 1306 nucleotides long. RefSeq names its product melatonin receptor type 1A like (gene mtnr1al). Bases 108 to 1124 code for a protein of 338 amino acids. Lineage: Eukaryota; Metazoa; Chordata; Actinopteri; Cypriniformes; Nemacheilidae. Gene Ontology annotation, biological process: G protein-coupled receptor signaling pathway. Gene Ontology annotation, cellular component: membrane. The record is from RefSeq and is a predicted model, not a curated record. Gene Ontology annotation, molecular function: melatonin receptor activity. The transcript has 2 exons.